GGUGACCAGGCCUCAUGGACUAUCUCUGUCAGACUGUUUGGAAGUUUGGGCUACAAUUUACUCUUUUAGAGUUUUGUGCUGCUAAAAAUUAUAAUGGAGCCUUGAGAAGUUGAUGGUGGCAUGAUGCUGGACCCUUUCACCAAAAUGAGCUUAAUGGACAUUACCAAGAUUUUCUCUCUCCUCCAACCCAAAGAGGAUGAAGAACAUGACUGUCAGCAGUUAAAUAAGGCCAUUGCUGAAGAUGAUGUCAAAUGUCUGGCUGAUUUGCUCUCUCAAGAACGGUACAAGAGAUGUAUCAAUAGCAGAAGUGGCUGGGGAAUACCAAGUACACCACUAAAAACUGCAGCUGCCCACGGUCACCUCCGCUGCCUAGAGUGCCUUUUAGCCCAUGGUGCCGAGGUGGACAGUCUGGAUGUGAAAGCCCAAACUCCUCUUUUCACAGCUGUCAGUGGCAAACAUAUUGGCAUUGUCUCUGCUUUGCUCAAAGCUGGUGCUGAUCCUAAUGGAAGCCAAUAUAACAACUGUUCUCCAGUGCUAACUGCAGCCAGAGAGGGAGAUGUGGACAUUCUGAAGGAGCUGCUCUAUUACGGUGCUGAGACUGAUGUCAGGGCCAAAAUACCAGAUUGGGCUACCAAUGCCACAACAUGCCGAGGACCUCUCUACAUUGCAGCCAUUUAUGGACAGCUGGAGUGCUUUAAAUUGCUGUUGCUACAUGGUGCCGAUCCAGACUUCAACUGCAAAGAGGAGAAAAUACUGGCAAGGAUCAAACAUUCAAACACUGUGCUGGACACAUGUCUCAAAUAUGGGUGCCAAUCUGAAUACAUUAAGCUACUAAUAGACUUUGGAGCCAACAUAUAUAUUCCAAUGGUUAUUACUGACAGAAUGAGAGAGCAUGAUGAGGCUGUCAUGUUGGUGCUUAGAGAAAGAGUUUCCCCCAAAACACUGAUGUCCCAGACUAGGCUUGCAAUACGGAAGUACCUUUCUACUGCACAUCAACUGGACAUGAUUGAUUCACUGGAUAUUCCACAAAUGCUAAAAAAUUAUUUGAAACAUACUACAUGAACUAUGCUUUAUGCCAUCUUUUUUGUGUUACCUUAAAUACUAUAAACUAGGGGUGUUCAGUGUUCUCCAAAAAGGGCCAGUGUGCGGGCAUGUUUUCAUACCAAACCAAGCAGAAGACACACAUGACUCUAUUGAAAGCCAAGAUAAACUGAUUGAACAGGUGGAAUCAAGUGUGGCUACUGCUUUGUUGGAAUGAAAUCCGGUACCCACACUGGUCCUUUUCAGGUAAGAUUGGACACCCAUGCUUCAAACUUUAGGUAGGACAUGUACUGUAGUGUGGUUCACUGGUAAUUAAAGUUAAGAUUGUACAGUACAUGCUAUAUAUGUAUACUAUGUACAUGAAAAGAAAUUAGCCUGUUUGUGCCCAUAUGUGAAUAGUUAUUUUAUAUACAGGUUAUUGGAUCUAGAAUUCUGCCUUCCAUAAAUAAUACUAUGUACUACAUUUAAGUUGUCCAUAUACAUAUACCCACACCGAUCAGCCAUAAUAUUAUGACCACUACAGUUGAAGUGAAUAAGACUGAUUAUCUACUCAUCAUGGCACCUGUUAGUGGGUGGGAUAGAUUAGGCAACAAGUGAACACCACUGAAAGCACAAACAAUAUGCACCUGAGCAUCAGAACUGGACCACAGAGCAAUCAAAGUAGGAAGUCUUGUCUGAUGAAUCACGUUUUCUUUUCCCUCAUGUGGAUGGCCGGGUGUGUGUGCGUCAUUUACUUAGGGAACACAUGGCACCAGGAUGCACUGUGGGAAGAUGUCAAGUCGACAGAGGCAGUGUCAUGCUUUGGGCAAUGUUCUGCUGGCAAACCUUGGGUGCUGCCAUCCAUGUGGAUGUUACUUUGACAUGUACCACCUAUCUAAGUCAUGGAAACGAUUUUCCUUUAUGACUCUGGCCUCUUUCAGCAGGAUAAUGUGCCAUGCCACAAAGCAAACAUGGUUCAGGAAUGAUUUGAUGAGCACAACAACGAGUUUGAGGUGUUGACUUGACCUUCAAAUUCCUCAGAUCUCAAUCCAAUCAAGCAUCUGUGGGAUGUGUUGAACAAACAAGUCCAAUACAUGGAGGUCCCACCUCACAACUUACAGGACUUAAAGGAUCUGCUGCUAACAUUUUGGUGCCAGAUACCACAGCACAACUUCAGGGAUCUAGUGGAGUCCAUGCCUCAAUGGGCAGAACUGUUUUGGCAGCAAAAGGGGGACCAAAACAAUAUUAUGCAGGUGGUCAUAAUCUUA
Hemibagrus wyckioides is the source of this 2288-nucleotide messenger RNA. RefSeq names its product ankyrin repeat and SOCS box-containing 12b (gene asb12b). The transcript is spliced from 3 exons. Gene Ontology annotation, molecular function: protein binding. Gene Ontology annotation, biological process: intracellular signal transduction. Lineage: Eukaryota; Metazoa; Chordata; Actinopteri; Siluriformes; Bagridae. The record is from RefSeq and is a predicted model, not a curated record. The coding region runs from base 121 to 1062 and encodes 313 amino acids.